UGGGAAUGUUUUGACUAGAAAAGUGAGAAAUAGCGUCGCUAGUUGAAUAUUUUACUGUAAUUUUAUGUUAAUUGUAAACUGCGCUGCGUAUUCGUGCAGAAUUUUGUGUUUAUCCGCUGCAUAAAGUGUUUCACAGUUGUAACUGUUUCGUCGUAACUUUUCUGGUGAGUCAGCAGCAGUCAUAGAUAACAGAAGAACCACUCCCUUUGGAGGUGACCACAGGUCCGGAUUAACCAAAAACACUGAUAAGAUGUGGAAAUCGACGGCCGGCCGCGACAUCGACGCGGGUAUCGCGCCCGAAGGCGAUGACGAUUGGGAGACCGAUCCGGACUUUGUGAACGACGUCAACGAGCAGGAGCAGCGAUGGGGCUCAAAAACGGUGGCCGGAUCGGGCCGAAGUGCAGCCUCCAUCGAUAUGCAGCAGCUGCGGGAGGAAACGGAGCGGGCCGACGCGGAGAAGAAGCAAAAGGAUGGUCCCAAAUCGUCACACGGGUACGGGGGCAAGUUCGGGGUCGAGAAGGACCGUAUUGACAAAUGUGCCGCCACCUGGGAGCACAAGGAAAAGCUCGAGAAGCACGCCUCGCAGAAGGAUUACUCGACCGGAUUUGGGGGCAAGUUUGGCGUGCAGAGCGAUCGGGUGGACAAAUCCGCGGUCGGAUGGGAUCACGUCGAGAAGGUGGACAAGCACGAGUCGCAGAAGGAUUAUUCGGCCGGGUUCGGGGGAAAGUUUGGAGUGCAGAGCGAUCGCGUGGAUAAGUCUGCGGUUGGGUGGGAUCAUCUGGAGGCGCCCCAGAAGCACGAGAGUCAGCUGGAUCACAAAGUUGGCUUCGGUGGCAAGUUUGGCGUGCAAACCGAUCGCAAGGACAAGUCCGCCCUCGGCUGGGACUACCACGAGAAGGCGCAGAUGCACGAGAGCCAGCUCGACCACAAGAUUGGCUUCGGUGGCAAGUUUGGCGUCCAGAGUGACCGCAUGGACAAGUCGGCCGUCGGCUUCCAGGAGCAGGACAAAAUCGGCACCAACUACACGAAGGUGAAGCCCGACAUCGGGACGGCUAAGCCGUCCAACAUUCGGGCCCGGUUCGAGAACUUUGCCGUGGCGGCCGAGGAGGAAACGCGCAAGCGGGCUGACGAGCAGAAGCGACUGCGCGAGGAAAAGGACAAGAAGGACCGGGAGGAGGCGGCCAAGAGAGUGAACGCUACCAACGAAGCAACGACAGAGCCCAAAAAGCCGGAACGGAAAGGGCCAAUCAACACGGGUCGCGAACUGGGCGUCGGCAGUACCAUCAGCAACUUCAACAAGCAGCCCCAGUCGCCAACGGAAGCACCUCGCAAGGAGCCAAUUCUGCUGCCCAAGGAAACGGUUCCACGAGCCCCCGUUGUGGCGCCCCAACCGGAUGUCAUUCCAACGAACGUGGUUGUUGCGGAGCAACCAAAUGAACCGGAACCGGAACCAGAGCCAAUUCAAGUCCCAACGGCUAGAAGUCAACCCGUUCCGGAACCGGAACCAGUCGUGGAAGAAGUAGUACAGCAGAAGCAAGCAGUCGUGGAGCCAGAACCGGUUGUCGAACCGGAACCGGAACCAGCUGUGGUUGCCGCACCUGCCGCAGCAGAACCCGAAGAACCGGAAGAGUUCAUCCUGUCGGCGGACAAUCCGGGCGUUCAGGCGAUCGCCCUGUACGACUAUCAGGCCGCCGCCGAUGACGAAAUUUCGUUCGAUCCGGACGAUCGAAUCACGCACAUCGAAAUGAUCGACGAGGGUUGGUGGAGAGGUCUGUGCAACAACCAGUACGGCCUGUUCCCAGCCAAUUACGUGCAGUUGAUCCAGUAGACGAGGUAAGCGGCAUCCCCUGGUGCUAUCCGGAAGUACGCAAAAAAAAAAGCUCAAAGCAUUCGGUAGCGCUUGUUUACGAAUUUCGCCUUUUGUUCCAAAAUAUCAAAUCGACAUAUUUAAUUUAAACAUCAUACAGUUGAAGAUUAAGCAGCAUUACUCAUAAUUUGAACGCAACACGAGGAGUACUAACAUUCCUUCCUGAUAUUUUUGUGGCAUUUUUUUCUUUUUAUUCAAAUGACUAUUUUUUAAAGGAUUUUAUUUACUACCGACUACUUGCUAAAAACAUCCCAGAUUUGCACUCUUUAGCUCAACUCCCAAGAGUUAGUACAACUCAAAGUAUAUCUCUAGUUAAGAAAAUUCUCUAUUAUCUUCCUCUACCCCGUAAGGAAGCUCUAGCAUGUUUAGUGGAAGUAAAAAAAUAUAUUUAAACUAAAAAGUUCCAUGAAGGCACUAGCUAGACCGCAGAAAGUUCGAACAAAUCGCCAAGUCAAGCAAUUAUACCCCUCUCGAGUAGUGUAGAUUGUUCGACAUUGAAUAAUUGUACUAACUUAA
Culex pipiens pallens (northern house mosquito) is the source of this 2383-nucleotide messenger RNA. It is a transcript of the gene Cortactin, whose product is annotated as src substrate cortactin. Lineage: Eukaryota; Metazoa; Arthropoda; Insecta; Diptera; Culicidae. Bases 251 to 1828 code for a protein of 525 amino acids. Gene Ontology annotation, molecular function: actin filament binding. Gene Ontology annotation, biological process: regulation of actin filament polymerization. The transcript is spliced from 5 exons. Gene Ontology annotation, cellular component: actin filament; site of polarized growth; cortical actin cytoskeleton. The record is from RefSeq and is a predicted model, not a curated record.